This is a messenger RNA of Capsella rubella, 535 nucleotides long. RefSeq lists its product as uncharacterized. Gene Ontology annotation, cellular component: Cul4-RING E3 ubiquitin ligase complex. Lineage: Eukaryota; Viridiplantae; Streptophyta; Magnoliopsida; Brassicales; Brassicaceae. The record is from RefSeq and is a predicted model, not a curated record. The coding region runs from base 54 to 362 and encodes 102 amino acids. Gene Ontology annotation, biological process: positive regulation of proteasomal ubiquitin-dependent protein catabolic process. The transcript is spliced from 4 exons.
UGUGUCUUGAACUCUGAAGAGAAGGAAACAUUAUCACGCACACCACGAUUCCAAUGGCGUCGAUUCUUGGAGAUUUGCCUUCCUUCGAUCCUCACAAUUUCAGUCAACAUCGUCCCUCUGAUCCUUCUAAUCCCUCUAGGAUGAUUCCUACAACUUAUCGUCCUACACACAACCGUACACUUCCACCACCAGAUCAAGUGAUAACUACGGAAGUGAAAAACAUACUUAUACGCAGCUUCUAUCAACGAGCUGAAGAGAAGUUGAGACCAAAGAGACCGGCUUCAGACCAUCUGGCAGCCGAGCAUGGGAACAAGCAUUUCCGCGCUGCUGCGUCUUCUUCGUCAACUACUCAGGGAUUAUAAAAAACUUUCCCUGCUUCAAAGCCUUGUAAGUUGUAACAAUGGUCCUUUGAAUGUGUUCUUAUUAGUGUUUUCAAUGUAGAGAAAAAAGAUAAGAGCAAUUCACGAGUGGAAUGUACAUAACAUUGAUGUUUCUUUUAUAUUUUACUACAUAACAUUGAUGUUUCUUUUAUAUU